This is a messenger RNA of Chrysochloris asiatica (Cape golden mole), 654 nucleotides long. RefSeq names its product chromosome unknown open reading frame, human C18orf21 (gene RMP24). The coding region runs from base 1 to 654 and encodes 217 amino acids. NCBI's taxonomy places the organism in Eukaryota, Metazoa, Chordata, Mammalia, Afrosoricida, Chrysochloridae. The transcript has 5 exons. The record is from RefSeq and is a predicted model, not a curated record.
AUGCGGCAGAAGCACUAUCUUGAGGCUGCGGCGCGAAAACUACACGCCAGCUGUCCGGGUCAAGCCCGCUAUCUCCUCUGGGCCUACAGUUGGUCACAAGAUGCUAAGAACACUUUUGAAGAAACAUGUCCAUACUGCUUCCAGUUGCUGGUACUAGAUAACUCUCGAGUGCGCCUCAAACCCAAGCCUAAACUGACACCCAAAGUACAGAAACUUCUUAAUCGAGAAGCAAAGGGUUAUACACUCAGUUUUAAAGAAACAAAAAUUGUGAAAAAGUACAAAGACUCCAAAAGUGAAUUGUUGAUUACUUGUAAAACAUGCAAUAGAGCAGUUAGACAUCAAGGUAAAAGUAGAAGCUUUCUAUCAUCAUUGAAGGGCACGCCUAGCACUCCUUCAACUAAACCCACUGUGAAGACACCAGAGAGAAAGACUCCGAGCUCUGCAAACCGAAAUCAUGUCAGUAUAACUAAGUGUCAUUUUAUGUCUUUUUUUUUCAGAACACCUACAUCUGGACAGUCAACACCCACUUUCUCUUCCUCAAAAAAUAUGAGCAAAACAAAAAAACACUUCUCUCAACUCAAAAUGUUGCUUAGUCAACAAGAAACUCCAAAGACCCCAAAGAUGGACUUUAGAAAUUUCUUAUCUUCUCUAUAA